GUUCCGUGACGGUCACCUGACAGGACAAGUGACAGAUGUUUAAUCAGCGAGUUCGCUUUGCCGUACAGAACUCAGCUGAGCUGGACGCAGUUUAAACAUGUGUGGGCUGAUUUGUGGACCAAAACUCGCCGCGUGUGGGAUUGUGUUGAGCACGUGGGGAGUUAUAAUGUUGGCCAUGCUGGGGAUUUUUUUCACCACACAUUCAGCUUUGCUGAUUGAAGAUGUGCCGCAUUCAAGUAAAGCAUUCAACCUUACUGACACUCCUGAGCUGGUCUACGAGCUUUACAACAGGGUGGGCUACAACUGCUUCAUAGCGUCUGCUAUCUACAUCCUGUUUGGAGCAUUCUCCUGCUACCAGAUGAGGCUCAACCAACGGAAGGAGUACCUGGUGCACUAGUGCCACCUGCUGGACUGAGGAGCUCCCAGCAGUGCACUGACAGCAGGAGGCUCUCCUGUCCACUGGUUGAUGUCUUCUGUGUCAGGGUUAAAAUUCUUAAUCAUAAACUAAAGGGAGGAGACUGGACACUGUGUGAGAGCAGAUCAAUACUCCGCACCUGCAUGUAUUUAAGAAGAGAUCAAUUCUACCUCGGCUCACAAGUGUUGAAAUGCAAGCAGAUUUUCUCCAGUAACUGUUGUUGUUAUGUCUUAACUUGCUCUUUAAUACCCACUGUAUUGCAGAAUGUAUUCCUGAUUAUUGCCAGUAUCCCACUGUGUUUGUAAUGCUAGUCAUCAGAUCAAAUUACUGAUUUCUUUCAGCUUAUUUCUGUCACUACAUAGCCUCAGAGAAAUCGUAUUAUGAAGGUUGUAAU
This is a messenger RNA of Plectropomus leopardus (leopard coralgrouper), 809 nucleotides long. Its product is annotated as ribonuclease kappa-A. The record is from RefSeq and is a predicted model, not a curated record. Gene Ontology annotation, biological process: nucleic acid metabolic process. NCBI's taxonomy places the organism in Eukaryota, Metazoa, Chordata, Actinopteri, Perciformes, Serranidae. Gene Ontology annotation, molecular function: RNA endonuclease activity.